Messenger RNA from Aspergillus welwitschiae, 691 nucleotides. RefSeq lists its product as uncharacterized. NCBI's taxonomy places the organism in Eukaryota, Fungi, Ascomycota, Eurotiomycetes, Eurotiales, Aspergillaceae. The transcript is spliced from 2 exons. Bases 203 to 553 code for a protein of 116 amino acids. The record is from RefSeq and is a predicted model, not a curated record.
UCUCUCUCUCCCUCGCCAUUCAGGCUCCCUCCCCUGUUUGAAGUGGGAACAUAUGAUCCAGGAUAUUGACUCUGGUCCCGCUUCUAUUCAUCAUUCGAGCCAUUUAGUUCCCAUCAUGAUCCCUGUAGCUGUGCAGUAGUUUGCAACUGGACUUUACGUACACCCGUGCUGUAGAUUACUCCUUAACUACUCUCUUGGUCUAAUGCAUCCCAUUCCUAUAUGUACAUACGUAUUUAUGUAUGUAUGUAUGUAUGUAUGUAUCUAUAUCAUGAUUUUUUAUGAAUGGUCUGGACGGAUGAAGGAGGCAGUUGGAGGGAAUGGGGGAAUGGGGAAUGAUGUAUCAGGUAAGGAACACGAUGAAGCAAGUGAGAGCAAAGUGAACCGCUCCUUCCCUCUCUUCGCAUGUUCUCCUCAAUUCUGGGUUGGCCCAUCCAUGUCACCUGCCCUUUCCCUUCCUCCCUUUUCUUCCCCUUCUUCUUCUUCCUUUUCCUCCUCUUCUCUUCCUUUCCUUCCUUUCCUUUCUUCUCUCUACCAUCUUGUUGGAUCCUACUGACUUGAUUCUCUCCCCCUCCAUUCCAUACUAAGUACUUCCCAUACUACUUGCUCCCUCAUUUACUGGUAAGUUCAACUCUCCUAUUUCAAGAGUAGCACUAGGUGCUCGAGUAAUCAUUCCACGUCACCACUCGGGUCC